Messenger RNA from Tachysurus fulvidraco (yellow catfish), 1820 nucleotides. Its product is annotated as cilia- and flagella-associated protein 57-like. The record is from RefSeq and is a predicted model, not a curated record. The coding region runs from base 255 to 1613 and encodes 452 amino acids. The transcript is spliced from 11 exons. Lineage: Eukaryota; Metazoa; Chordata; Actinopteri; Siluriformes; Bagridae.
AUUCUGAUUCUGCUUCUGAUCUCACAUCACUUCAGGUGCUGAAAUCAGAGAAGGACAAGCAGAAGAGGCUAAAGGCUAUUACAGGGAGAGCUGCUAAAGAGCUGCAGGAUCUGGAUUUUAUUGCAGAUGACAGGAUCUGUGAUGUCACUGUGCCCAUGACUGGACAGAGAUAGGCUACUUUACUUCACACUAUCUUUUAUAUAAACAGAACAAAGAGACUUUCAAGAAGAGAAUCCACCAACAACUGAAAGCUGAUGCCGGAGUACGAGAAGCAGCAGGAGCUGCAACUGACAUUGCAGACAAUGAAGGAAAGCUAUGAUGAGAAGGUGCAGAAACUGAAGGAAGGACAUGUGCGUGCCCUGGAGGACAUGACGCAUUUCUACGAGGUCAAGCUGCAGGAGAAGGAGCUCGAGCUGUGUCAGUGUCAGGAUGCGUCUCGGCAGCAGUUACGAGAGUUUGAGGAAAUAAAGAAGCAGAUCGAGGAAGACGGCGACCUUGAGCUCCAUGACAUCCGAGUCACAUACGAACGUAAACUCUGGGAGAAAAAGGAGGACAACUUGAAGCUCACCGGAGAGACGAGAGUCAUGAAGAAGAAGUUCACCAGCCUGCAGAAGGAGAUCGACGACCGCAACCUGGACAUCGAGAAACUGAAGGUGGAGCAGCAGAAGCAGUAUGGAGUCAUCAGGGCUCUGGAGAAGGACAUCAUGGGACUGCAGAGGAAGAUACAGGAGAGAGACGAGACCAUCAAAGAAAAGGAAAAUCGCUUUUAUGGUCUUAAGAAGAAUAACGAGGAGUUGGAGAAGUUCAGAUUUCUGCUGGAGAACGAGAUCGAUAAGCUGAAGAAGCAAAUCGAGCCACGAGAGAAUGAAGUGAAGAAGAUGAAGGAGCAAGUCCAUGUGAUGGAAGCUGAACUGAAGCAGUUCCAUAAGAAGAGCACUCAUAUGGAGCUCACCAUCUCCCAACAAAAGCUUAUGCUCAAAGCAAUGGAUAAAGAGAAGCAGAAAGAAACAAUGAAGGUCAAGGAUGUAAAAGCUGUACUGCACAGGGUUAAGACCGAUCUUCACAACUGUGUGGGCUUCAUCCAGGAGCCAAAGAAGUUAAAGGAGAACAUUCGACAGAUUUAUAGACGCUAUGUGCAUCAGUCAGAUGUGGUGGAGAUAACAGGAGUGGAUGCUGAUGUUCAACGUGAGUUCAUCAGGCAGCAGGAUCAGAUGCAAAGGAACAUGGACUCUCUCAGAAAAAAAUUAGCAAAAGACAACAAAGUGCAUGAGGCAAAAAACAUCAAGCUCAUAAAGGAAAACACCGCUCUUAUUAAAGAGACUAAUGAUUUGAGGAUGGAGGUGAAGCAGUUGCGAGCACAGAUCCAUCACUACGAAAUUCAGAAAGGCUUCAAUAAGAACAGGUCGAAGAGUGCGACCUACAUCAAGCCGACGUUGCCGGUGGCGCCACGGGUGAAAUUCGAGGGUGUGUCCGAGAACAUCAUCCAGCAGCAGCGCCUCGAGAUCCAGCGGCUGAAGCAGGAAAUACUAGGUCAAAGUCAAGGUCAAGGUCGGGAUCAAAGCUUCGACCUGCAGACCCUGUCUAGCAAUAAACUCUCUGCCAUAAGCACUUAAACACUUCACAAAUCUUGGCCCAAGGGUCUCAGGGGUAAUUCUCCUAAAUUAUUCCUUUAUCUGAAAAAUUCCCGCCUCCGCCUUGUGUGUGUGGAGUUUGCAUGUUCUCCCCGUGCCUCGGGGGUUUCCUCCGGGUACUCCGGUUUCCUCCACCGGUCCAAAGACAUGCAUGGUAGGUUGAUUGGCAUCUCUGGAAAAUUGUCCGUA